Aspergillus sclerotioniger CBS 115572 is the source of this 1167-nucleotide messenger RNA. Its product is annotated as nucleolar protein 16. Gene Ontology annotation, biological process: ribosomal large subunit biogenesis. Gene Ontology annotation, cellular component: nucleolus. The coding region runs from base 64 to 780 and encodes 238 amino acids. The transcript has 2 exons. The record is from RefSeq and is a predicted model, not a curated record. Lineage: Eukaryota; Fungi; Ascomycota; Eurotiomycetes; Eurotiales; Aspergillaceae.
GCAAUUUUUGAGCUUCAGUCCAGACUUCCCCCCCAGUCACCCCGCCUUUCACCUCUCUCCACCAUGGGAAACAUCCGCCAGACCAGAAAGAAGAGAUCUUCCCUUCCCACCGUGAAGGCCAAGAGAACCGGCCUCCUCAAAAGUGGCAAGAAGAAGAUCAAUGUCUUGGGAAAUGCUAUCAUUGCGGAAAAUUGGGACCGCAAGUUGACCCUUACUCAAAACUACCGCCGCCUGGGUCUCGUCCACCGCCUCAAUGCUCCGUCCGGUGGUUCUCAGAAGCGGGCAACCGAUGACGGUGUCGAGGGAGAACCGGAAGAUUCUUUGUACAUCAAGAGCAGUGCCGAGGCACUCGCCAAGCAGACGGCAACCAGCGACAUCAAGGUCGAGCGUGAUCCGGAGACCGGCAAGAUUUUGCGCGUAAUCCGCAGCGAUGACGAGGUCGAAGUGGCCGGACGCAAGCACAAGCGCAGCAACCCGCUCAACGACCCAUUGAACGAUCUGUCGGAUAAUGAGCGUGAGGCCGCCCAAUCGCGCCAGAAAAACACCGGAACCAGCAUUGUCCAGCAACUCGAGCGCCAGGCGGACCAAGAAGGAGUCGCCGUCAGGGCCAAGAAACCGCGCCACCAGAGCAAGAGAGAGGAAGAGUGGAUUCUGAGACUGGUUGAGCGUCACGGCGAGAACUAUGUCGCCAUGGCUCGCGACCGGAAAUUGAACCCGAUGCAACAGAGCGUGGGUGACCUGAAGCGGAGGAUCGGCAAGUGGCAGAAGAGCCAGUCAUGAUUGUGUGAUUUUCAUUGAUGCAUUUCUAUCGGCGAGUAUGGCGUUCGACAGGGCUGAUUUGGGAUAAAAGUGCUUGUGACUGGGUUGUUGGAUCAUGACCAUCUGUCACUGCUUUGCGGUUAUACCAUCUGAUAGACUAUAUCUGCGCAUGUCUGGCACAGAUCGCAAACUGUUAAUGUACAUUGAUUUGGUAACCAUCCAACUUGGAGCUGUGCUUACCUGGUUUCCGCCCGUGCCACACAACAUGCCACACAGUGUGCUACUAUAUCAGAAUAAGUAUGGACAGCCCUAAUACCCAGCAUGGUCCAUUCACUGCUUCAGACACACUCGUGAAGAUAUCCACAUACGCGUCAACAAAACGCCAGGCGCGCCAUGCCUGACGCGAUA